Molecule: messenger RNA, 1245 nt
Organism: Chaetomium globosum CBS 148.51
Lineage: Eukaryota; Fungi; Ascomycota; Sordariomycetes; Sordariales; Chaetomiaceae
Exons: 2
Coding region: 1-1245 (414 amino acids)
Biological process (GO): secondary metabolic process
Source: RefSeq, a predicted model, not a curated record
AUGGUUACCCUCGAGCAGAUGCGGUCUUCCAACGCCCGCAUCGCGGAGUCUCUCCCCGCGGGUAUGGUUGCCGUGUUCGUCGGCGGCACUAGCGGUAUUGGCGAGGCCACCAUGAAAUUGUUCGCCAAGCACGCCGUCGAGCCCCGUAUCUACUUUGUCGGCCGGUCGGACCGGGACGCGGGGCGCAUCAUCAAGGAACUCACGGCCAUCAACCCCGAGGGCCAAUAUCACUUCAUCCAAGCCGACCUCUCCCUGUUGCAAAACGUGGACGCCGUCUGCCACGACAUCAAGAGCCACGAGGAACUCAUCAACCUGCUCUUUCUCACAACCGGCACCAUGGUGACAGGCAAAGACACCCCAGAAAACCUCUACUACCCCACGGCAGUAACCUACUACGCCCGGAUCCGCCUCAUCGCUAACCUCCUCCCCCUCCUCCAAAAAGCGUCCUCCCUCCGCCGCGUCGUCUCCGUAUUCGGCGGCACCAAAGAAGGUCCCGUCUGCGUAGGCGACCUCCAGGGCCGCUCCCUGGGCCUCCCCCCCCGCAUCACCAAAGACACCCCCAAAGAAACCACCACCACCACACCCAAAGAGACCACCACCAAGAUCACCAAACCCUCCCCCCCAACCUUCCCCAACACCACCCCCAAACCCCACCCAGCGCACCUCCUCCAACUCCGCGCGCACACCUCCUCCCUAAUGACGCUCGCGCUCGAAUCCCUGGCCCUCGAAGCCCCCGACGUCAGCUUCGUGCACGCCUUUCCCGGCUUCGUGCGCUCGCACGCGGGGCGCUCCGUGCGCGCCGCCUCGGCGGUGGGGCUCGUCCAGGUCGUGCUGAACAAGGUGGUCGGGCCGAUGGUGACGGUCCCGUUGGCGGAGGCGGGUGAGAGGCAGCUGUUUGUGGCGACCAGUGGACGGUUUCCGGCGAGGUGUGGCUGGGGCCCGCCGGUGGCGGUGGCGGUGGCGGUGGCGGGGGAUGGGGGGGAGAGGGGGAGGAUGGGGAGUGCGAGUAGUCAUGUGUCGGUGACGGCGGGGGUGGGGUUGGUGGAGGGGGAGGGGGUUGCGGUUGCGAGGGGGAGUGAUGGGUUGGUGGGGGGCGGGGUGUAUUCGGUGAGUUUUGAUGCGGAGCCGCAGAGUGUGAAGGUGGAGGAGGCGGUGCAGCAGUUGAGGGAGGGGGAUUUGGUGAGGAAGUUGUGGUUGCAUACUGUGGGGGAGUUUGUGAGGGUGACGGGGACGGAGUUUGUGUAA